UGUCGUCAAGAGACGGUGUUACGCUAAAGCUUGAAAGUGAAAGUACUGUGAUCUUUUGUUUUACUAUUUGUUUGGAAGGUGAAGACUUGCGUACAUGGAAGAAUAAACUCUCAGAACAUCAUUUGGGGCCGGUGGCGGACGGCCUGUGUAUUAAGAACGAACCCCUUGCAAGAAUGCAGUGCCAGCUUGCAUCUGUAGGGCAAGAUCCAGGUGCUCAGAUUCAUGGACAUCCACCAUGGGAUCCAUCAGAAAUCAAACGGGAGCCAGGUAUGGGCAUCGACUGUCAGGGACAUCAAGGACAUGGGCCUGGUCCAGGAAUGGAAAAUUUCUCACCACCAAGAGAUUUUAACCCAGGAAAAGUAACAGGCUGUUUAUUAAUGUGCGGUCAGACACCUACCCUAGUAUUCGUGGAGGGUUCUUGGCCCGGUGGGCCGAACGGGGGAGGUGGCGACGGGAGCGGCAUUCCCGGAGGUCCACCUCAGCUGCAGGGACAUCCCGGAAUGCACCUCCAGCCACACCCGGGUCCCGGCCCGGUCCCCGGAGGCCCACCGUACCCACCGGGCCUACCGUGGCAGUACCAGUGCCCACGCUGCGACCGCCGCUUUGCAACCCUCCAGGAGCUGCGCUCGCACGAGCCCGGCAGUGGCGUGCUCUGCCGCACGCCUACCAUGGGCCCACCGCCUGUGCCUCCCGGUCCCGGCAGUACGAGGGGUGGCCUCGCACCCCGCGGGCGAGGCGGAAGAGGUGGCGGACGUACCCCGAGGAAGAAGAAGGCACCUGGUAGCAGUGGUGGCCCGGGUCGAGCUGGAGGAGACGGCACGGAGACCAAGGAGGAGCCGACCGGUAGAUUCGUGUGUUCUGUCUGUGAGAAGGUUUUCUCCGAAGAGCAGUAUUACGACGUUCAUAUGCGCAUGAAUACCUUCAAGCCAUUUCCGUGCACAAUAUGCAAGUCACACUUUGGAUCAGAGUCAUCACUCAGCAAUCAUACAAAGCACUUCCACAAGGAGAAACACAAGUGCCCAUUCUGCACUCGUCAGUAUACAUGGAAGAUAAGGCUCCACAACCACAUGAAGGAGCACAUGGAAGAGCAGAUUCUGGUCGGUGUGUUUGGAACGUGAAUAAGUGCCAGUCAGCAAAUGUAAUGGUUCACUUCUAAUGUGGAACACGUGGUCUGUGCACAGGAACAGUUCACGUCUUGUAGCUGUAUAUCUUCUGGCUGUAGGCAAGAAUGAGUUCUUUUUUUAAAAUGCGGCCUAGCUGUACCUGGCUUUUUGGGGGCAGUAAAAGGAGGCUUGUUUAAGUAGCAAUGGCAAUUAGCAUCCAUUAUAAGUGUACUGACUGAGAACACGGGAGCAGGUUAGCUGUCAUUAUUGUGGUACAUAUAAUUCUUUAUAUUUCUGUUCUCGAUUUGAUGCCAAGUAUCGGGAAGUUACUAGUUAAAUGAAAUUACUGUAUAAUGUGCAAUGCUUUUCUUGAAAUACGUCAAUGGUCUGCUACAGUUGUUCAAAAUGUUUCAAAUGGCUCUAAGCCCUAAGGGACUUAACAUCUGAGGUCAUCAGUCCCCUAGACUUAGUACCACUUAAACCUAACUAACCUAAGGACAUCACACACAUCCAUGCCCGAGGCAGAAUUCGAACCUGAGACUGUAGCAGCAGCAUGGUUCCGGACUAAAGCGCCUAGAACGACUCAGCGACAGUGGCUGGCUACAGUUGUUCUCUUCACAGUGACAUAAGGGCUAUUGGGAAAGACUUGGAAUGGAAUGCAAAUGAGCUGACUAACAGGAUAAUUGGUAACAUCGGCAUGUGGUUUUCAGAGAACAGAUUAGCACUUAAAAGUGGCAAAAUGCAGUUCAUAUAUUGGGUUGGUGCAUAAUUUUGUGGUAUUUUUCCAUAAUUUUAAUAAACAAACAAAUACACGUAACAGGAAUUUAGUCAUCAGUAAUAUAUUCUUCUUCACUAUUUACAACAAUCUGCCAAAGAUGGGGAAACUUUUCGAUUCCAAAAUUGUAGAAAUCAUGUGAUUUUGAGGCGAAGAAUUCAUUGAGCCAUGUUCAGAGAGCAUUUUCAUCCAGUAAGGAAAUUCCUUGAAGGUGUUUGAUAGAGAAUGGAGGUGAUAGUCUGAGGAUGCGAGGUCAGAUGAAUAAGAUUUGUGUGGAAUGACUUCCCAACCUAACUGCUUUAUUACUUCCUUGGAUUGUGUUUGCAAGAUGUCUCAGGUCUUUGCAGUAAAUGCCAGCAGUGAUGGUUACACCUCAGGGAAGCAGUUUGUAGUACACCACACCGUCACUGUUCCACCAGAUGCAUAACAUUAACUUUUGUGGAUACAGGUCUUCAUAUGGAGAGUUGCUCCUUUCUUUUCCUUAUGUUAGCAAAAGGACACAAUUUUCUCAUCACCAGUAAUGAUACAGGUUAGGAAUGGCCAGUACUGUGCAUGAGGUAGCUGAUGAUGAGCAAACAGAGAUACACAUAUGACCGACCACCUGCUGAUUUUUGUGAUUUUGGCUUAGAGCAUGUGGUACCCAUACACCCAAUUUUUGAACCUUCUCUUUUGCAUGGAAAUGUCACACAAUACUGGAAUGACCGCAGUUCGUCACAUUUGACGUUUAUCGA
Messenger RNA from Schistocerca piceifrons (Central American locust), 2609 nucleotides. RefSeq names its product zinc finger protein 775-like. Gene Ontology annotation, molecular function: DNA-binding transcription factor activity, RNA polymerase II-specific; RNA polymerase II transcription regulatory region sequence-specific DNA binding. Gene Ontology annotation, cellular component: nucleus. Gene Ontology annotation, biological process: regulation of transcription by RNA polymerase II. The record is from RefSeq and is a predicted model, not a curated record. The transcript is spliced from 6 exons. The coding region runs from base 174 to 1118 and encodes 314 amino acids. Lineage: Eukaryota; Metazoa; Arthropoda; Insecta; Orthoptera; Acrididae.